AUGUCACAAGAUCACUGCAAUCUAGAUUCGACCCAAAUUGCUUCCAUUGUUUUUUAUUUGGUCCGCACAAAUCCAAGCAUUCGCAUCAAAAGCUUGGUCGCUGACAUCAAAAGUCGUUACGGAUACACAGUCACAUAUAGAAGAGCAUGGAUUGCGAAGGAGAAAGCAAUAACAAUGGAGUAUGAGGAUUGGGACCAAUCUUAUAAUGAAGUUCCCAGAUGGUUACUAGCUGCCCAACAAACUAAUCCUGGGACAAUUUUUCAACUUUCCGGUCCUCCAGUUAAUAUUGAUGCUGAGGAUGGAAGUUCCACAUACAUUAUGGAACGUUGCUUCUGGGCAUUUGGACCUUGCAUUGAAGGUUUUAAGUAUUGUAAACCUGUUGUUCAAGUGGAUGGAACCUUUUUAACAAGCAGAUAUCAUGCCACCUUGCUAACUGCAAUUGCUCAGGAUGGAAAUAGAAACAUAUUUCCUUUGGCAUUUGCAAUAGUAGAAGGUGAGACAAAGGAGGCAUUGAUUUGGUUUUUUCAACUACUACGAGAGCAUGUAACUCCUCAGCCAAAUUUCUGCCUAAUUACUGAUAGAGGCAAGGGAAUUUUGUCAGCCCUACGAUCGGAAGAAGUUGACUGGGAAUCAGACAAUCUUCACUCUGUCUACUGCAUACGUCAUCUGGGUUCCAACUUCAACAACCGCUUUAAAAAUGCCGAUCUCAAGAAACAAUUCAUUAACUUGGUAGCUUGGAUUGAUAAAAUCCCCUUACAUAAGUGGUCUCAGGCUUAUGAUGGGGGACGCAAGUACACGCACAUGACAACAAACUUGGCGGAGUGCAUGAACUCUGUGCUUAAAGGGGCUCGCUCAUUACCUAUCUGUGCACUAUUGAAAAUUACAUUUCAAAACAUAAAUGCUUGGUUUGUUGAACGCGGCUUAAAGGCAAACUCUAUGUUAAGAGCUGGCCAUCAAUAUCCAGAAGAUGUCACAACCUUGCUCCAACAAAAUCAACAGAAAUAUGCAUAUUGUCAUUUUCAACGCUACGAUCGAGAUAAUUCAGAAUUCGAGGUGCAAGAGAUAUCGAGCCCCCAUCACUAUCGGCCAAAACCAAUCUCAUUCACUGUCAGAUUAAACGAUUGGUGGUGUGAUUGUGGUCACUUCCAAGCUAGUCGAUUACCCUGUCAGCACAUCAUAGCUGUUUGUUCUUUUGGUCAUAUGCCACUUUCAAAUUUUAUCGAUCCAGUUUACACCCUUGAUAACAUAAAGAAGGCUUAUCAAGUCCAAUUCCACCCCCUGCGAAAUGAGGACUAUUGGUCAACAUAUACAGGUCCUAAUUUCACUCCAGACCCCCAAACUAGGCGUAAGGCUUCGGGACGACCUACAACGACUAGGAUCCAUAACGAAAUGGAUCAACCCCUUACGGAUAAGCCAAAAAAAUGCUCUUAUUGUCGCACUGAGGGUCAUCAUAGGGGACAAUGUCCAUUUCGCCAAUAA
Molecule: messenger RNA, 1479 nt
Organism: Vigna unguiculata (cowpea)
Lineage: Eukaryota; Viridiplantae; Streptophyta; Magnoliopsida; Fabales; Fabaceae
Molecular function (GO): zinc ion binding
Source: RefSeq, a predicted model, not a curated record